AUGAUAGAUUUUCUUUCGUGUAUUACAGCAGUGUCAAAACAGAUUUCUUUCGUCUUUUACGACAGUACCAAAACAGAUUUUCUUUCGUCUUUUACGACAGUGCCAAAACAGAUUUUCUUUCGUCUUUUACGAAAGUGCCAAAACAGAUUUUCUUUCGUCUUUUACGACAGUGCCAUGACAGAUUUUCUUCCGUGUAUUACAACAGUGCCAAAACAGAUAGAUUUUCCGUGGUCUGUUACCACAAUUUUUAUUGCUGGUAAUAUUUUUUUUUAUCUAUCUAUCUAUCUAUCUAUCUAUCUAUCUAUCUAUCUAUCUAUCUCAUUAUAUAUUGGAUUUUUAUUGCUGGUAAUAUUUUUUUUUAUCUAUCUAUCUAUCUAUCUAUCUAUCUAUCUAUCUAUCUAUCUAUCUAUCUAUCUAUCCCAUUAUAUAUUGGGUUAUUUUGUUUUACAGCAUAUCAACCUCAACGGGUUACUUAACGCCAACAAGAUUUUUAUUGCUGGUAAUAUUUUUUUAUCUAUCUAUCUAUCUAUCUAUCUAUCUAUCUAUCUAUCUAUCUAUCUAUCUAUCUAUAUAUCUUGGUCUCUUCAUGCCUAUCUGUCUCUCUUGAUCUUCAUAUCUAUCUAUCUAUCUAUCUAUCUAUCUAUCUAUCUAUCUAUCUAUCUAUCUCAGGCAACCUCAUAUUUGAGGGUCUUGUCCUUCUGCUGA
Molecule: messenger RNA, 705 nt
Organism: Acanthosepion pharaonis
Lineage: Eukaryota; Metazoa; Mollusca; Cephalopoda; Sepiida; Sepiidae
Source: the annotation of a GenBank genome assembly